AUGGCUGCGGCCACGGAAAGUGGUCUCGAUGUUGACUGGCUGCUGCAUUCCAAGAAAGGUGUGGUCCCACGAUGUCGGCUCUCAGUCGCGGCUGCUUUGUCGUACUCUGAGCAGCGACUGUCGCAGAGAAGGGAAGCACUAACCAUUCCAUCAGAUUUGGCUCAUUCGGUGGGAGACAGAAACGGCCGAAACCCGGAUUCACAGUCCUCCACGAAACCCCAAGUCAAUCAGCGCGAGCCUGCAACUGCCCAGCCUCAACCUAAUCACACACCACUCAAAGAGACGCAAAAUGGAGUCCCUCCGGCGACGCAGCAACAAAAGUCUACAAUCACUGUCAAUGGCAAGGAGAAUCACGCACAGCCUGCGGCGCAGAAGGCAGUCCCGGCUCCCCCCAAGCCUACUCAAAACCAGUCUCCCAGACCCACGAUGUCGGGAGCCCAAAGCACGGAGGACAGCAAAAAAGGUUUAAAGCCAGGUGCACCCAACAAGAAAGAGGGCAGAAGAAGUUCGUGGAUUUCAAGUUUCAGCUCCAAGUUCUCUUCGCCAACACCCUCGCGGAGUUCCAGCAUAGAUGUGCAACAAGCGAAUCACACCCUGACAGCGUCUCCUCAGCCAAGCCCGAAGACGGAGUUGGUGAAUCCAUUUGAUAAGAAUCGAUCACCCAAAGAUGGGCAGAAAGAGACGAAAAAGGAAGAAUCUAAACCUCCUGUCAUCACCCAUACUGCUCCUCGAAGACCUUCGGUCCUCGUUGCCGCCGGAAAGGAAACAAAGCUAGAGCAUCCUGGAUUUCUGUCGAGUGCUUUACGGAGACUGUCUUCCUCCUCAAACACCACAAUGGGCAAAGGCGCAACUAGUGGAGCAAUUUGCCCGAGAAGGGUCUUGAACCUCGACCCCCACCGCGAGCGUAUCAAGAUUAGCGAGUUUGACCAGAACAAGCUCAAGAGAGUGUCGUUUUGCGUAGAUGUAGAGAUUGCUGGAUUUUCGUCCCAGGCUGACGAAGACCCCGAGCAAUUCCAUCGCCCAGCUGUGUCAAACGCACAGAAGCAGAAUAUCUCUACAUCUGACAAGCAAGUAACCAGCAACAAGGACUCAAAGGACGCAAGGUUCAAAGAAAAAGGUGAGGGAGCAGCCUUGAGAGCUCCUAAGCCGACAGUCGAAGAAAAGGAAAAGGAAGAGGUAGUGCCGAGCAAACCGCAGCCAGAAGGUCAGGCUCCGGCGUCGGAGGAGAGAAAGGAGGCCAAAGAUAAAGACACAUCAGAAAUGCUGCAAGGUCCCGAACCUAUAGCCGUGCCUGGAACCCGGAAAAAGGAGAAAAAGAAACGGUCAGAAGCCGAACGGAAAGAGCGAAAGGAGCGCAAAAGACGUCACGCCGAAGCAAACGGUCUGGUACCGCUAGAGCUGACUCGGGAAGACGAUGAUUCAGACUCGAAUUCGAGCACUACGCCACCAGGGGCCUCAACGCCCAGCAGGCGGCCUGCGGAGGGGGCGGAUGGCCGUACGACGGAUCCUUUAAGGAUAUACAAGCGCUGUUGUCAGCUGCGCGAGACCACGGUGUUGAGCAAAGUCAAAGAGCAAAUAUCCAAACCCUCCGCAGGUGUGGCAGAAGCCCCUGGCACAGUGGCGGUGAUGGAUCUUUCUGGGUAUCCGAUGCAGCUGCAGGAUAUUGUAACUCUAGGCGACUGGCUCGCUAUCGUUCCUGUUCGGAAACUUGUCUUGGAUAACUGCGGGUUGACAGAUGAGGGCGUCCGGGUGAUUUUGUCGGGCCUUUCGAGCUGCAAAUCUGCUGAACAAGCUCGACAGAACAGGAAAUUGCCGAAGAGACUGAACGGGAAGACCGGCAAAGAGCAAAUGGGCGUAAUCGAGAAGCUGUCUUUGAAGGAAAAUCCAGGUAUUACGAAUCUGGGAUGGAGGCACAUUGCGCUUUUCAUGCAUAUGUCGCGGUCGCUAAGGGCCAUUGACCUGUCGGGGAUUCCAUUUCCAAAGGCAGGCGAUCUCUCGCGGACAGUCUCUACAACGAGUUCCAACAGCAGUGGCUCGACUGAUGCGACCUCGAGAGUGAUGGAUCUGGGAACUUUGGUCAUCUACGCAUUGGCUGAGCGUCUGGGUGACAAACUUGAAGAGCUGAUACUCAGUGACUGUGGCCUUGCUACAGCCAACAUUCGAGACCUCGUGGACUGCGCCAUCAAAUGCAGGAUCCGGCGACUUGGACUUUCGGGCAACAAUCUGGAUCAGGAAGCCCUCGGCUACCUUGUGCGAUAUAUCAAAUCCGGUCACUGUGAAGGUCUCGAUCUUGGAAGCAAUGACCUACACGGGAUUGCGUAUAUCCUUGCAGAAGCUGCUGACAAUGACUGUCCCCUGUUCGCAAUCAGCUUGUCAGAUUGCAAUUUGACGCCCGGCGAUCUCAAUUCGAUCUUGAUACCGUUUACAAAGUUGAAGAACCUCAAGUUCAUCGACCUCUCCCGCAACAUGGCUUUGUUCAACAGUCAGCCCAGCGCCGUUCCGGUUUUCAGAAAAUUCCUCCCCAAAUUGGCGCCAUUGAAGCGUUUGCAUCUCUCAGAUGUGGGCAUGACGUCUGAACAAGUGAUUGCGCUGGCCGAGAUCUUGCCUGAUUGCCCAUCGAUGGCUCAUCUCAGCAUCUUGGACAAUGCUCCUCUUAUUCACGCCAUGAACUCGAGAGACGCUAGCUCACAAGAGGAGGCUUGCGCAUUCUUCGCGUCCUUGAUGACCGCGGUCAGAGUGUCGGAGACUAUCGUCGCUGUGGAGAUUGAAAUGCCUAGCGCAGACAGUAGUGAAGUUGUCAAAGCGCUGGCAUCACAGGUUGUGGCUUACAGUCUUCGAAACAUGGAGCGCACAACUCUGACUGAAGUCGGCGUCAAGCCGGACGAACUUACCGGGAAGGACGCUCCAGAAGUUUUGCUCCAUCUUGUCGGUCAUAUGGACGGCUACUCGGCAAACUACGACAAGGACGAACCGGCGCCGGAUGAGGACUAUAUGAUUGCAUCCACAGGAAUAGUCAAAGCAUUGGGUGUCUGUCUGGAUCGCAAGGACGGCAAUAGUCGCGCGCAGUCGAGAAACAUCAGUCCUACAGCGAGUGGGACCUCCACGCCGAGAGGACCGCUACGGCAGAGGAGGGUGUCCAAGCCUCGGGACGUGAGCUUGGAGCUUUGUGAGAGUGCGAGAAAGAUCCGGCGAAGGUUGCAGCCUGUCCUCGUUAAAGAAGAUCGGGCGGGGAACCACGAAAACUAUCGUCGUCUGUUUUUCCUCGACCAGACCCUGCAGCGGAUGAUACAAAGAUUCGAGGACGAGUAUCCUGAGACCAAAGUCACUUCACUGUCUCCUCCAAAUGGCAACAGCAUGCCUUCGCCAGAUCCAUCCAUGGAAGACACCUCUGUGCUAUCGGAGUCGCUUGACUCCAACGGAUUGCUCAAGAUGACUGAUGCUGACGACUACUUCCCUGCCGAACGUGAGGCACACGACGAUUACGCCCUGAAACUGUCUCGAACGUCGUCCAAUACGUCGCUUGCAGCUAAAGCUUUCACAGACGAAGAAGGCCGCAUGCACCGUUUUGGACAGUCUAUGAGGAGAGAAGUUCUUAAACCUACGGGCAUGGACGAUACUCUGCACGGAUCACGAGCCACCGACGCGGACCCACCUCACCUAGCUGCUCUCCGGUCAAAGCUGGAUGAACUUCGUGGAGAGGACAUUCGGUACAGAGUGGAAAGGGAAGGCGCAGACAAUGUUUUGCGAGAGCUAGGGCUGAACGCUCAAGAGCUUCUCAUGCUGAGGGAGCAAGAUCCCGAGGGCUUCAAUGCCUUCAGAGAGUCGCAGCUGGCUGCGCAAAUCAAUGCGGGCAUGCUUCCCGUGGAUGAGAUGAAGAGUGCGAAAGCGUGA
Fonsecaea multimorphosa CBS 102226 is the source of this 3891-nucleotide messenger RNA. RefSeq lists its product as uncharacterized. Gene Ontology annotation, cellular component: cytoplasm. NCBI's taxonomy places the organism in Eukaryota, Fungi, Ascomycota, Eurotiomycetes, Chaetothyriales, Herpotrichiellaceae. Bases 1 to 3891 code for a protein of 1296 amino acids. The record is from RefSeq and is a predicted model, not a curated record. The transcript is spliced from 2 exons.